AAAUACGAGAACAGCCUUUGAGCCGUAGAUUAGUUUCGACGAUCAUACGUUGAGGAUACCACGUAAAUCCUUGUCUUCCUGCUUUGAUUAUUUAUGUUUCGAUUACUCCUCCGUUUCAGCUUCGUUAACAUGGUAUCAGAGCUGACGAGUAUGAAGUUCGAUCAUAUGACGAAGCGACUCAACUCGAAGAACUACGCCAUCUGGGUGUUCCAAUUCCGGAUGAUGAUUGAAGGGAAAGGCUUCCUCGGCUUUCUUGAUGGCACUUCUCAUAAACCGACAGUUCCGUCGUCGACCGAUCAGGAGCUCUCUUAAUGUAUUCAAACUGACGCUCGGGUACAAUCAUUGCUUUUGAACUCUGUAGAUCGGACCAUUCUCUUGGGUCUCCGGUUUCUCUUGCCUCCUACUCUAAUGUUGUCCGCAUCUCUCUUGUCCCAGCCAUUACCUGCAGACGCUCAAGCCGAGCGCACCAAGAUCAGGCUCAUUCAGUUCCUGAUGUGGCUUCGACCCGAAUUCGAGCCUGUCCGAGCUACGUUACUCAAGUUCGGCGACUUCAGCUCCUCAUGAGGGUCCAGUUUAUGCCGCACAGCCCGCUUCGACGGCAACUCCUACUUCGGAUGGGGUUCUUGUGACCUCGGAAGCCCUUGAGAAAAUGGCGAAUAAGGCAAUUUCAUCCGCAUUUGCCAGUCUCCAAAUCUCGGAUAAUCUCCCUACAUGGAUAGUAGAUUCGGCCUAUUUCAAUCACAUGACGAGUAAUAGUUCUGUUCUUUAGAAUGUUUCUCUGGUCCAUGAUUUUUCCUUACAAGUUGCGGAUGGUACUAAAUUACGUGUGUCUGGUAUUGGUUCAGUUAAGGAUCCUUGUGUUUAAUUGCCUGCUACUCUGCAUGUUUCACGUCUGGUCCCUAAUUUGGUUUCUGUCGGACAACUUACUGAACAAGGUUGUCGUGUUGUUUGUGCACCAUCUGGCUGUGUUAUUCGGGACCUGAAGACGGGGAGGGAUCUCGGGAGGGGUAGCAAGCGCGGACUUAUCUUUGAGCUGGACAAGUUGGUUACAACCACGCCCACGUCCCAGCCAUCAUCAUCAUUAUCAAGUUCCACUUUGGUGUCUAAGGUCUCUUCAUUUCCUGUCUUUUUGAGUUUUGGUGAACAAAAUUUUCAGUUUUCGCAUUCACGGUUAGGACAUCCUAAUUCUCGUCAUCUUGAGGCUACGUUUCGGCAAAAUUUGUUUGGUAAAACUCCUAAACUUGGUCGUAUUUCGGAUUUUACUUGUACCAGUUGUGUGGAGGCCAAAAUGAUGUGACCAAAGUACGCAGCUUCAACGCCUUUUUAUGGUUUUCUGGUGUAGCCUUUCUUGAACUCGAAAAUAAAAAGAUAGGAUGGAAUCAAUCGGACAAUUCCUAACUCGUGAUGAAGGGAAAUUGGUAUAUUAAACCAAUCGGACAUCACCAACUCGUGGAAAGGGGCAAUUGAUAUAGGGUAGAUGCUCGCCACAACUAGACGCGUUCUCUAGUUGAUAAGAUACACGUACAAUCUCAUGUAAUCCUCAACAAACGUCUUGCACAAACGUUCACGAAGGAACACGAGUAAAAACUCUUUAAAUGAUAACUUGAAUAUUUUGGGUACAAAAUUCGUAGGUCUUGCACCCUCUAUUUAUAGAAGUCUCAAAAACAUAAAACUAACCUAAAGGAAAACAAAUAUCACACUAACUAAGAAAUAUAAUACUACUUAAAUAAGGACUAUAACUCGUUUUUAUGACCAAAGGAAGCUCCUUAGCAUCUAAGUAAUCUCCAAACACGUUUUUAAUGCUUAAGGAAGCUCCUUAGUGGUUAAGCAAUCUCUUUCCUUGUCCUUUUCACAUUUGGACAACUUGGGCAGCAAGGAUGGACGUUUUGGGCUCCAAGAAGUGUUGUAGGCCCGAUCCUUAAUGCAUUCUCUAUUUUAUCCAUCAAGAAUGCUCUAGUUGAUCCUUAAAUCGUCGAAUAUGAAUCUUCAUUUUUGGACCACGGGAAUUGCGCUAGUCGAUAUCGCAUCAUUCCCUCUCUCUUGAAGAAGAUUCGAACUUGAGGGGGAGCUGGGUUUUGGAUCCCAAACACCCAACGGACGAACCAAAGAGAGAGAGGGAAAUUUGAGGGCAUUCUAAGAGUAGAAUUGGAGGAUUUCUUCGCCUAGGAAGCUCGAGGAACAAACCCGGACUUGAAGA
Messenger RNA from Linum trigynum, 2197 nucleotides. NCBI's taxonomy places the organism in Eukaryota, Viridiplantae, Streptophyta, Magnoliopsida, Malpighiales, Linaceae. The record is from the annotation of a GenBank genome assembly.